CAAUUUCCCCCCAGUGUCACCACUGAAACGCCUUGGCUUUUUUUUUUUCUAACAAACCGAGUAGAAAAUACUAUUGAAAUUGCAAUUUUUUUGGAGAACUGCUUUCUCUAGCACAUCGUUAACAUCUUUUCGCUAAUAGCGAAAGCCGGGAGCCAUGGACAUCGAACUGAGCCUGGACGAGAUUAUAGAGCGGAAGCGUGGACAUGGCGGUCGACCCGCGGACAAGAAGUUCAAUGCCAACUACACCAAGCCGCGUCGUGUGCUCAACAAGCCGGCCUUCAAGGCCACCGGUUCGGGUGGCUCUCAAUCGGAUCCGCCCGCCCAGCGCUCCUUCGACGCCCGCAACAAGAUCAUCCAGAAGACACGUGCCAAGAUAGCCGAUGCCCGGGAUCUGCUCAACCAGAGCAUGCGCGACUCGGGCAUCGAUGCCCGCCAGCUGCUCCUGGAGCGCAAGAAGUCCCGCCCCUUGGGACCGACCCUCGAUGCCGACGGAGAGCCACUGCCAUCUCGUCAUGCCCGCGGAUCUGGGGUGCAUAUGGGUCACUUUGGCCAGCGCACCAUCACCAUGUCGAACCGCCCGGGCGGCAUUAUCCAAACGGAGUGGGAUUCGGACGACGAGGUCGUCGGUCUGGGCGGAGGUGGUCAUAAGUCGCCGGGCCUGCGUCGUCCCUACGCCUCCAGAUCCAAUCAGCCGGGCAAACCCUUCGCUCCGCGUGGCUACAUAGAUCAUGACAAUAUGCAGGACCUAGAGGAUGAGGAGAUCACCCGCACCCUGCACUUUGGCAACUUCACCGGCCAGCAGCCGCCGCCGCGCUACACUUUUGGUGGCUUCGACCUGAAUCGCGACGACGACGUGGAGAUGUCCACGGCUCCGCUCAAGAACAACAUAGCCAACGAUCCGUUUGCCAUUUACGAGGUGGCCCGCAAUCGCAUCGAGCGACCCUCGCUGCCCACUCCUCUGGUGGUGGGACACACGGAUACCAGCGAGAAGCUCUUCGAGCGGCGUCAACGCAACAUGGUUAACACCACCAAUCUGCCGGAAUCGCUGCGAGCUCGUCUAUUUGGCGGUGAGCCCGAUCGUCGCGUAUCCCAUGGUAUUUAUGCCAACGAAAAUAGAGGUGGUGGCGGGGGAGGCUCCUCUGCUGGUGGUGGCAUGGCUCCAUCGAUGGCCCACCCGAUGAGCAUGCGACGCUCGCCGCCCACACUGCCGCUGGGGACAUCGAACACCAAGGGCGGUUAUCGCCUGUUGGUCAGCAAUCUGCAUACUAACGUGACCACUGCGGAUAUACGCGAGCUAUUCAGCGACAUUGGACCAAUGUACGAUGCCCAUGUGGUGCGUCCCGGCACGGCGGAGGUGAUUUACAAGUCACUGGAACACGCCGAGAUGGCCGUGGAUGCCUAUCAUCAUCGCGAGUUCGAUGACCAGCCCAUGCACUGUGUGCUGGUCAAUCCGCACUCCUCACACCGCUCGGCCCACUCCGCCAGCUCUCGCACCGUGACCACCAACUCGUCCGGCGUGGAGGUGGACAUCGAUGCUCUCCACUCGGUACUCUUCCGGGAUCGCUAGGUAGCGACUCUGCGGACUGUGACGCAAUUAGGCAAUUUUCCAGCUACUCUAGACAUGGUGUUCUCCACGCAUCCUACUCUAUUCAUCAUCUCCUUAGUAUUAAGCUCAAAAUUAUGUACACCAUUUACACCUUAGGAGCGCUUGUCCCCUACGAAUCGGUCCACCCGGUGUUUGUUCAGUAAACUAGACAAGUUUAAACCAAGUGUGUUUUUUUUUUGGCCUAGUCCUUGAAUCUAAAUAGAAAUUCGAACAGUACACUUGUAAAAUACCCAUGGAAUGCCGUAUUUUUUCCAAUAAAAGUAAAGGAAAAGAAUAGAUAACCAGUAAUGUUACAAUUGCUUGUAUAAUAUUACAUAAAA
Drosophila takahashii is the source of this 1926-nucleotide messenger RNA. RefSeq lists its product as uncharacterized. Lineage: Eukaryota; Metazoa; Arthropoda; Insecta; Diptera; Drosophilidae. The record is from RefSeq and is a predicted model, not a curated record. Gene Ontology annotation, biological process: poly(A)+ mRNA export from nucleus. Gene Ontology annotation, molecular function: mRNA binding. Gene Ontology annotation, cellular component: nucleus; nuclear speck.